Hibiscus syriacus is the source of this 1859-nucleotide messenger RNA. RefSeq names its product pentatricopeptide repeat-containing protein At5g16420, mitochondrial. The transcript has 2 exons. The record is from RefSeq and is a predicted model, not a curated record. Gene Ontology annotation, molecular function: protein binding. Lineage: Eukaryota; Viridiplantae; Streptophyta; Magnoliopsida; Malvales; Malvaceae. The coding region runs from base 36 to 1661 and encodes 541 amino acids.
CCGAAGCGCCUCCGAGGACUUCAUUUCUCUAAACCAUGAUACGUCGUACUGAACUGCAUUGCCGAUUGGUGAUCGGACUCCUCGAUCGAAACACCGCCUUCCGAUCUUUCACCAGCGUCGACCUUUCCAACGUAGAUCCUUCCUCCCCACUCCUCCAGUACUACACCGUCACACCCCCGAUUAAACCCUGGCCCCAAAAUCUCCAUCCCAAACGCCUCGUCUCCAUGAUCAACCGCCAACAAAACCUCGAUCUUGCCCUCCAAAUCUUCCUUUACGCCGGAAAAUUCCACCCCAACUUUUUCCAUAAUUACAACACCUACCAAUCCAUCAUCCAAAAGCUCUCCCGCGCCCGCGCCUUCGAACCCAUGGAAUCCCUCAUCUCUCAGCUCCAAAAUUCCCAAAUUAAAUGCGGCGAAGAACUUUUUAUCACGGUGAUCCGGAAUUACGGCCUCGCUUCCCUCCCAAAGCUGGCAGUCAAAACCUUUUUGCGUAUCGAAAAUUUCAACGUCCAGCGAUCAGUUCGAUCCUUGAACACUUUGUUAAACGUCUUGGUUCAAAACAAACGGUACGAUUUGGUUCACUUUAUGUUCAAAAACAGCAAAACGAAAUUCGACGUUAUACCGAAUGUUUUUACUGCCAAUAUUUUGAUCAAAGCACUUUGUCAGAAAAACGAUGUAGAAGCCGCAUGUAAAGUGCUCGAUGAAAUGCCUGAGAUGGGGAUGGUGCCCAAUUUGGUUACUUAUACCACAAUUCUCGGCGGAUAUUUGGCGAGGGGAGAUAUGCGAAACGGGAAGAGGGUUUUCAUGGAGUUAUUGGAUAGAGGGUGGAUUCCUGAUGCAACGACAUAUACUGUCUUAAUGGAUGGGUAUUGCAAAUUAGGGAAGUUCAAUGAAGCUGUUAAAGUGAUGGAUGAAAUGGAGGAAAAUGGUGUUGACCCAAAUGAGGUUACUUAUGGAGUUAUGAUUCAGGCCUUCUGUAAGGAGAAGAAAUCCGGAGAAGCACUUAACUUGUUUAACGAUAUGCUUCAGAAGAAGUAUAUCCCAAGCUCUUCACUUUCUUGUAAAGUAAUUGAUCUGUUGUGUGAAGAAGGCAAGGUGGAGGAAGGUUGUUACUUGUGGAAGAAGAUGUUGAAGAACGAUUGUUUGCCGGAUAAUGCAAUACUGAGUACGUUGAUUCAUUGGCUCUGUAAGGAAGGGAAGGUUUGGGAGGCUAGGAAAAUAUUUGAUGAGUUCGAGAAAGGUUCGGUUCCGAGUUUAUUGACCUAUAAUACUUUGAUUAAUGGUAUGUGUGAGAAGGGAGAAUUGAGUGAGGCAGGGAAGUUGUGGGAUGAUAUGGUGGAAAAAGGGUGUAAUCCAAAUGUGUUCACCUAUAAUAUAUUGAUUACAGGGUUUUGUAAGAUCGGAAAUACAAUGGAGGGGGUUAGAAUUCUGGAGGAAAUGCUGGAUAAAGGCUGCUUGCCAAAUAAGGCAACUUACAAUAUAUUGAUUGAGGGGCUUCAGGACAUGGGAAAGGAGGGUGAAGUUGGGAAGGUUGUUUCGAUUGCUAUGUCUAGUGGAGGAGUUGAUCCGAGUUCUUGGGAUCUAUUUUUAACCAAGAUUGUUGGCAAACUGGAUGAUGGGGUUGAUUUUCUUGAUCAGUUGCUGUUGGAAAGUGCUAACUGAGUGACCAACCAUUAUCUUUGUAUGAAUCUCAGAUAUUUAACGUUCUUUCCGGAGGUUCCCUUAGCCAAUUCAUGAGACCUUCUCCUAGAAAGUACCGGUUCAAAGGACGAAAGUCUUUUUUAGGAUUGUAGGCUGAGUUGUAAUAGAACAAGAUGUCUUAAGUAGGAAUACAAAUUUUGGCAGAUGAAUUAUUUUGAG